Annulohypoxylon truncatum is the source of this 2473-nucleotide messenger RNA. RefSeq names its product putative amidoligase enzyme-domain-containing protein. The record is from RefSeq and is a predicted model, not a curated record. The coding region runs from base 633 to 2165 and encodes 510 amino acids. The transcript has a single exon. Lineage: Eukaryota; Fungi; Ascomycota; Sordariomycetes; Xylariales; Hypoxylaceae.
GGCGUCAUUAGCAGAACGACAGCAGUACUCAAUCAUACUGCAUUGAAGGCAAUAUUGCAAACAAUGCCAAACAUAAUCAAAUCUUGACACAAUAUGCUCCAGGACGAAGAAAUGCUUUGGCCGCUCGAUCAUAACUACAUAGCUGGUAAGUUUCCCGAAUAAUCAGGAUCUAGUAUUGCCUGUCCUAAUGAGUAUGUGCUUUGACCACAUUCCGCAAUAUGCCGUCUUGAAUCAUCGUAAAAAUCACAGGUACCAACCUAGUAUACGAGUAUAAGGAAGGCACAGUAUGGAAUGUGAUUUAAGCCUGCAUUGACCAUCUUAUGGCUUCUGUGUUUCCGUAUUUAGUUGCUGGGUUGGGUAAUUAGGUACCUAGUAGGUACGUCGGGAUGUACGUUUACCUCUGAGUCAAUGGCCACUUACCUAUCAAGGUGGCUCUUAACUUGAAAGUUAAAUCUAAGGAAAUACAUCCAUGGCUGGGAAUUACUUUAUGUAUAACGCGCCUUCCGUUAGAAAAUAUAAGAACGCAAUUCCCACCGAAGAAUCAUCCUUCUCUCUUUCUUCACCACCGGAGUAACACACCUCCUAGGUAGAUCAUUCCUCCUACGAAUUACUUACUACCUACACCUCCCACAAUGGCUGCGUUAACCUUUGGUGUUGAGCUCGAGGCCGCGUACUUCUAUACGCGCAAAUCGGAAGAGCUUGAGAAUGCAGCGGAUGAUCUACCUCCAAUGGUAGAUAUGACCUAUGACGCAUGGAAGGAGCGCAACCCGAAAAUCCCCAGAUGCGAGUACUACAAGAAGUGUGAGAGGGAUGAUGACAUGGCGAGGCUGUUGACCUACGAAAUCCACCAAUUCGUCGGGGGACUCCCAAAGGACCUCCGUGGUGAGCCGAUCCCCCCUACUGGCAACCCCCUGCAGGAUUCGUAUCGAGGAUGGAAGGUUGAAGCCGACCUAUCGAUCAAGCUGGAUGAGGAAGACCACGAUGGUCUCGAGUACACCGGCCUAGAGGUCAUAUCACCGGCCAUGUACGCAGCUGAAAAUGCUUUCAGGGAAGUCAAGGCCGUUACCGACUGGCUGCGCAAGGCUUUCCGAGCUGCCGUGCCUCCAUCCUGUGGCCUUCAUGUCCACGUUGGCCAGGGGCCCGCCUUAUUUCCCCUAGAAACUCUUCAGAAGCUGGCUGCCGUAUGCUGGGCCGGUGAUACUCUCUUGCAGCAGAUGCAUCCCGUAUCCCGACGCUUCAACGACCAUUGUCUCGGCCCAAGGGUCAAGUCCAACCUCGCAGAAGGAGAUAAAGUGGAGAAUUAUCACACGGCAAACGACGACUUUUCCGUAUCUACUAUGAAGAAGCUCCUAUCGAAAUUAGUGGCGUCAAGAUGGGAGGCCGGUGCCCGGACAUCUGUCACUACCACGACAACUACACCCUCUAUCCAGAAUGUCAUCAACCUAGGUAAAGCUAGACGACUCAUGACCAAGGGAUUCACCCGUACUCUACCGCGAACAAAGCAUGCGGUUAUGCCCUCUAAGGAAGAGCGUGACGUUUGCGAUAGGCCAAUUUAUUCGAUAAAUAUCCCUGAUGAGCCAUUUGAGCUUCGCCAGGGCCACGACAUUAUGACCGGAACGACUGAGAUUUUCCGCUGUCUUAACCUCAACGCCGUCGCGUCUCUCAUGAGCAGCACCGCGCGCGGCGCAUACAACUUCGAGAACUAUUUAGACAUCAAGAGGAACGCCAAGGACGGGCCCUAUGAGGCUGCAAACAAGACUGUCGAAUUUCGGCAGGCAGCGGCUUCGUUGGACGGCCACUGGGUAGCAACAUAUGCUAGGAUCUGUGUUGGAAUGACCCGGUUCGCCCAAGACGCCCGGAUGCCGGACUUAUGGCGGCUAGUCUACGAGUGCCACCUCGCAGAGAAAUCACACCAUAUAUACGACGUUCUCGACUUGCUGCUCGACCUGGGCUUACCCACCGAGGCUAAAGUCGUCCAGAAUAGACUGCAGAAAGGGGCACACGUCGCGGAAAUGCUGAAGCCAUUUUUGUCGGGGGCAGAUUGUCUGGCGUGCAACCAUCUACAUGAGUUGAUGCAGACCGAUAGGCGAAAUAACGAUUUGCCAUUCGAGUUGAUAGAUCAGUCGAAGUUGCAGGAUUACUGGGGUAAAUGCGGACAGUGGUGAAGCCCAUAGAUGGGCAUUUGGGAAUGGGGUUAGGCGUUAUGUACCCAUCUGAGACAUGCAUUGAAUUUGGGUGUUCUUGAUUUGGUGUUUUGAGCUACUAUGAACGGAUGGCCGACCAUUCGUAAAAGGGGGAGAUAGAAUGCGAGGAUAUAGAUGACCGUUUCUCGCAUUCGUUUCUAGAUAGGGGUUGCUGGCGAUAUUAAUAAACUGCGUCUCGUAUAAGCUUUCGAAUUAUAAUGUGAUGCAGCUCGCAACAUGAAACAGAUAGCGUUGAUGAAGCUGAGAUUUUACGACGAACCUGGUUGGUU